AAAAAAAUUGCAACCUUAUAUGGCCCCCACCCACCGCCCAUCUUCCUCCUACUGUACAUCUUCCCCAAUUCAAACUCCACCCAAACUUCUCCACCCUAGCUUCUCGAUGCUCUCCACCACCACAUCCGCCACUCUCCCCUCUCCCUUUCUCACUUAUGUAUUCCCCCAUUUAUUCCCCCUUUAUAAAAGACUACUCCGAAUUCGGCAGCGAUGACAGAUACCACGGUAAGACCCAACCUAAGAACGAUUCCGACCUCCGCUCCGCCGCCUACGAGAUCUUCCUUGCCCUCACCCGCACUUCCUCCGCCAAGCCCCUCUCCACCGCAGCCGCCACCGACCCACAUAACCACCACCAUUUUCCUCACUCCCCCAGCUCCAACUCCAACUCCAACUCGUCUCCGUCACUCCAGCGCUCGCUCACUUCCGCCGCGGCCAGCAAGACGAAGAAAGCUCUCGGAUUGAAAUCCCCCGGGUCUGGGUCCAAGAAGAUCCCCGGGUCCGGAUCUGGCUCUGGUCAGGGCAAGUCAAAGAAGCCAUUGACGAUCGGCGAGCUGAUGAGGAUUCAAAUGCGGGUGCCGGAGGCCGACGAUUCGAGGGUUCAGAGAGUUCUUCUGCGGAUUUCCGCUGGUCAAGUUGGCUGGCGAAUCAAGACGGUGGUGCUACCGCUGGAGAGGUGGUUGGGAGAGGAGAGGGAAAGGAGGAGGAAGAGGAAGCGAAGAGAGAGAUGAUUGGAGAUGAAUGGAGGAGGAGAGGGAAAGGGAUUUGGGCAGAAGAUUGUUGCGGGGGAGGAGAGCUAGAAUUUUUUUUUAUAAUUUCAAAAUUAAUUAUUAUUGUAAUUCAAAAUGACAUGGGAAUGAUUUGAUGAUUGGUCGCUGACGUGUCCGACGAUUUGGCAUCAUAGUCAGCCUAACGUUAAUCUAACUGAUGGAGUUUCUAACACCGUUAAAGUUUCUAACGGAUUUGGCUAGAUUUGUCAUACUACCUUUAGUUUUUUGGGCUAUUUUUGGUUUUCGAAUAGUUAUGGCUAUAUUUGUCACAAACAUGAAAGUUAUGGUUAUACAAGUGUAUUUUGCAAAAAAAAAAAAAAUUAAUAUACCGGUCGAUACCCCGCCCCACGCUACUACGGAUCGGGGUGGUAAAACCCGUGCGGGUACGGGGCGGGGCGGGUCGACCCACUCUUACAUGUUGUUAAAAAAAAAAAGACAAGUAAAUUUUACUUUUUACA
Molecule: messenger RNA, 1225 nt
Organism: Linum trigynum
Lineage: Eukaryota; Viridiplantae; Streptophyta; Magnoliopsida; Malpighiales; Linaceae
Source: the annotation of a GenBank genome assembly